AUGGUUGAGAGCAAAUGCAUUGAAGUGGACAAUGCACAGAGUUCAAACAACCAAACGAACCCCAAGCUCAACAACGAGCAGUGGCAAGCCCUGAUAGCUUUACAUCGGACGCUGUUGCAUGAGCAUCAUGACUUCUUCCUCGCGUCCCAGCAUCCCUCAGCCAGCCCAGCCUUGCGACGGCUUGCCAGCAAAUACGCCAUGCCGGCGCGUAUGUGGAGGCAUGGAAUUCACUCCUUCUUGGAGGUGCUGCGUCACCGU
Messenger RNA from Colletotrichum godetiae, 258 nucleotides. RefSeq lists its product as uncharacterized. Gene Ontology annotation, molecular function: protein binding. The transcript has a single exon. NCBI's taxonomy places the organism in Eukaryota, Fungi, Ascomycota, Sordariomycetes, Glomerellales, Glomerellaceae. The annotation marks the transcript as partial. The record is from RefSeq and is a predicted model, not a curated record.